Messenger RNA from Penicillium canescens, 2169 nucleotides. RefSeq lists its product as uncharacterized. Gene Ontology annotation, biological process: mRNA processing. The transcript has 2 exons. Gene Ontology annotation, cellular component: nucleus. The record is from RefSeq and is a predicted model, not a curated record. Gene Ontology annotation, molecular function: RNA binding. NCBI's taxonomy places the organism in Eukaryota, Fungi, Ascomycota, Eurotiomycetes, Eurotiales, Aspergillaceae. The coding region runs from base 1 to 2169 and encodes 722 amino acids.
AUGGCAACCAAACGUAAUCGCGCCACGCUCGAGGCAGAACUUCAAUCACAGCAAUCACCAUAUGUCUUCUAUGGAACUCCGCUACCACCACUCGAUGAGAGCGUCCGCGAUGACGGCUCCUUCGUACCGAUAUGGAAACAGGAGGUGACCGAUGAACGGGGGAGGAAGCGCCUGCACGGUGCAUUCACAGGUGGAUUCAGCGCGGGGUACUUCAACUCCGUCGGAUCGAAAGAAGGAUGGACUCCCGCGACCUUCGUAUCGUCUCGGCAGAAUCGCGCCGAGAAGGCGCAACAGCAACGACCUGAGGAUUAUAUGGACGAGGACGAUCUGCGGGAACAGGAAGAUUCUAGGAAACUCCAGACUGCGGAUGACUUUGCCGGGUUUGGAUCGACUGAGCAUGGUGCCACACGGAGAGCAGGGUUCAUGGAUAUUUUGAAAACUGGGGGCGAGACCAAUGGAGUGAAGCUUCUGAAAAAGAUGGGAUGGCGCGAGGGCCAAGGAAUCGGUCCUAAAGUUCGUCGCAAGGCCAGGUUAGAGGAGACUGGUGCGUCGGGCGGAGAUGCCGAGCAGACAUAUCUCUUCGCGCCUGAGAACCCGGCAUUGGUUGCCUUUGUGCGCAAGACCGACCGGAAAGGUCUUGGGUUCGAAGGUGAAGCGCGCCUAUCCGAUUCGCAUACGCCCAAACAAACCAACGAUGACGAUGAUUCGGACUCCUUCUUUGGUGGGCGAUUAGCCAUUCAAGGGAAAUCCCAGCCCUCCAAGCCAAAGAACUCACGGCGGGGUGGGUUCGGGGUUGGAGUCCUUAAUGACACCGGAUCAGACGACGAGGACCCUUAUUCUUUGGGCCCGCAGAUCUCAUAUAACAAGACUAUCGGAGGAGAUAAAAAGAAGAAGAAGAAGGGCAAAUCAGAGGAUGGAAAACCAACAAUCGCAUCAUCCAACCCUCUCCUCAAUUCAAAGCCGGUGUUUAUUUCGAAGAAAUUGGCAGCUUCACGGGGAACCGGAGGAUUCAGAAAAUGUCGGGAUGGGCGUCUACCGCUGGAUGGAUUCGUUCUUGCUGAGGGCAUGUCGGGCUUGUCGAUUUCCAGCGAGAAGCGCUACGAUCCCCCAGUAAUACCAGAGGGCUGGACAUCAGCCAAGGAGCCCUCAUCUACAAAACGGGACGACUCGAACUACACAUCAACAGCUGAUGCCGCCAAAGCCUCAUCACUCAAUCCGACGUCUAGAGCAGCCCUUCUGGGUGAGGCUCAACUGCCCGGGAAAUCCAUCUUUGAUUGGAUGACACCUGAGGCGCGAGACCGAAUCGCCAAACUUACUGGCAACCAAAACUUACCUCCAGCUUUGGGAGAAAAGGCACCUAGGGGAUACGAGGUUCCCGAAUCACAGAGGCGCAAGGACCUCUGGGACCUCGUUCCGAAGCUCGACAAGCAGAUUGCCGUUCAAGCUUUAAAUCGAGCCGUGAGUGGGUGGAUGCCCUAUUCAGAAGACGAGAAGAAGCGCGCCCGCUACCGGGUCUUCCUUGAAGUUAGUGCAGGGCUCCGUGAUACCCUCCCAGAACGGGUCGAAGGUUCCAACACCGAUGAAUGGGUCAAUGAGAUGCAAGAGUUCGGCCGAGCUGCAGAAGUCUUCAAACCUAUGUCUGGAGUCAUGGCCUCCCGCUUCACCUCAGCAUCUUCCGCGCCCAAGGUCGCCUCCGAUGCGCCCGACUCGACCGAUUCUGUCCUUAGUCGACCCGCCGAGAAGCCUGAUAAUCCAGCAGUGGCAGCUGCCAAAAUUGGCAUGUUCGGCCAAAUGACUCGAAGCACCAUAUCAUUUUAUCCAUCACGUCUACUGUGCAAGCGUUUCAACGUGAAACCUCCGGCACAUGUGCAGCUUGAUCCCGGUGAACGACCGGGCGCAUCCGAGUCUCAACCAAGCACACGGUUCCAGUCCGCCGGAUACCAAGCUGAUACUGGACCUAACACUAAACCUAAGGAGUUGAUUUCGCAAGAUGUCAUGAACCAGCUCCUCAUGGAGUCGCUAGGUCAUAUUCCUGGUGCCACUGGCCAAUCUACUGCUGAGCCCCCACGUCCGGCAGUUGAACCAGAGCGCAACGAUGCCCUGGAGGCAGAGAGGCCUGGUGAUGCGGUCUUUAAGGCUAUUUUUGGAAGUGACGAUGAAGAUGAAUAA